AUGGGAGUCAGUGUGAAAUUUGCAUGUGGUACUCUUGGGGAUGAUGAGGCGGUGUCCAGACUAGAGACUGAUAACUUCCUGAGAGUAGCCAUCCCCGAGCGCCCAGUAUUCUCACUUUCUCCUCUGGAAGGUGAUGCCAUGACUAUUGCCUCCAUAGCCCUGCUCUGUCUUGGGCUGAGCCUGGUUCCCACGACUCAUGUACCAGCAGAAAUUAUCGGCAAGCCCACACUCAGAGCUCAACCAAGUUCUGUGAUGACCAGGGGCAUGCAGCUGACCAUCUCAUGUGAGGGGACUUCAAGAGCCCAGGAAUACUAUCUCUAUAAGGAGGGAAGUCCAGACCCCUGGCAAAGACAGAGUCCCAUGGAGCCUGGGCACAAGACCGAGUUCUUCUUCCCAUCCGUUCUUGAGAACCAUGCAGGGAGAUACCGCUGUUACUAUAUGACCCGUGUUGGCUGGUCAGAGCGCAGUGACUUUCUGGACUUGAUAGUGACAGGAUUCUACAGCCAACCCAAUCUGUCAGCCCUGCCCAGCCCAGUGGUGAGGUUAGGAGGGAAUGUGACCCUCCAGUGUGCCUCGCAGAUUGGAUAUGAUGGGUUUUCUCUGACUAAAGAAGAACCACAGAAGUUCUCUUGGACGCUAGACUCACAGUACAUAUACUCCGAUAGCAAUUUCCGGGCUCUGUUCUCUGAGGGUCCUGUGAACUCCAGACAGAGAAGGACAUUCAGAUGCUAUGGCUAUUACUUGAACACACCCCAGGUGUGGUCAGAACCCAGCGAUCCUUUAGAGCUCCGGGUCUCAGGUGAGGAAGCCCAACUUGUGUAUUGA
Cricetulus griseus (Chinese hamster) is the source of this 825-nucleotide messenger RNA. The record is from RefSeq and is a predicted model, not a curated record. Lineage: Eukaryota; Metazoa; Chordata; Mammalia; Rodentia; Cricetidae.